UCUUUAUUGAAAUCCGCCGCCACGGCUGUCCCUUCUACGGGCUCUACGAGCAAACAGCUGACAACGGCACAACCGGCGCCGCUGUAGCUACCUGCAAACAAUCGUGCGCGCGCGCGCGCUCGCGUCGCACCUUACCGCUGACGGCGCUACUACGAAGCGUUUAUCGCGAAAUAUUAAUAGCUUUGUUUUUUAUCGCUGCACCGGACCGCGCUAGAACUUCCUUCCUCGUCAAACUUUAAACGGAUAUCACUUUAAAAGAGUGUGCACGCUAGUUCGACUAGAAGCAAACAGACCUGAUGUGUGUGCGGUGCAUCAAAUGAAGAUUGCAAUAUCCGGCCGGUGCCUUUCAAUGUUAUCGGAAUGACGUUCGGUUAUCGUAAUUCCUUAACGAGCGGAGACCUGCUGAAAUGUCUAUGGAGAUUUUAACCGGGAAUUUUGAAAGAGUCUUUGAUACUGAUUAGCCGCCGUACGGAAGUGUUCAUUGUGGUUGCAAUAUCUCGGGAAAUGGCACGAAAUGAAGAAAUAUCGCCAACGCAAGAAAACUCGUAGAGGUAAAACGUCACAUUCGGCAGGUUCGGGACAAUUCGACGAGGCAUCUUGCAGUUUUAGGGGGUCUUGUCACGUCUGCGUAAGUGGCUGUUAAAAAUGUCUCGUCAAGCUAACGGGGCCCGUACCGUCGAGGUGGAUAAUUUUGUACCCAUCUUGGCACCCACCGCCGAUAUUUCAUCGCGAUUGAAGACCUUGGCCGCUCAUUUCGCCUCGAAAUACAAUGUGGAGCCUGCCUUCUUCGUUCGAGUGCCAGGGAGAGUGAAUCUGAUAGGCGAGCACAUCGAUUACUGCGGGUAUUCCGUCUGUCCAAUGGCCAUCGAACAGGAUAUCCUUGUCGCGGUGACAUUAUCGAAAGCUAAUGAGAUUCAUCUUACCAACGUCGAUCCUAAAUACAAGGACUUUCAGUGCAGCUUUGAAAAUGCGGGAUCUUGUAUUAGCGAGAGCGAGAGCGGGCCGUCGUGGUACAAAUAUUUUCUGUGCGGCGUAAAAGGAGCGCUGGAGGUAAUCCCAGCGGAGUCCGUUCCAACGGGAAUCCUGGUUGCGGUAUGGGGAAACAUUCCCCCUAAUUCUGGCCUUUCCAGCUCCAGCGCGCUCGUCUCGGCUGCACUCCUUUCCGUCGUACAUGCUAGUCAGCGCCAAUUGUCAAAGCAUGAAUUAGCGACUAUUAGUGCUCGAGCGGAGAGACACAUCGGCACCCAAGGUGGCGGAAUGGAUCAAGCCAUUGCCUUCCUUGGGAAAGCAGGUUCGGCCAAAUUGAUUGAGUUUAAUCCUCUGCGUGCAACUGAUAUAACAUUGCCAGAAAACGCAGUGUUCGUAAUAGCGCACAGUCAAGCGUAUCACAACAAAGCCUCGACCGCCGACUACAAUCUCAGAGUUGCGGAAUGCCGAUUAGCCGCACAGCUGAUAGCCAAGAAAAGAAAUAUGGAUUGGGAGCGUGUUCAAAGAUUAAUCGACAUUCAGGAGAGACUCGCCUCAGACUUGGACGAGAUGGUUACUGUAGUAAUGGCAGAACUGCACGAAGAGCCGUACACUAUUGAUGAGAUCUGUGAGAGCCUCGGUACGGAUUACGAACGAUUGAAGAAAACGUCUCUCGUCAGUUCCUUUAAUAUCUCGCAAACGUUCAAGCUGCAGCAGCGGGCUCUGCACGUUUUUCAAGAGGCCGGCAGAGUGCUCGCGUUCCGCCGUAUAAACGAGGAAGGCAGCAUAAUGGAACACGAGAAGCUUCAACAUCUCGGCAGCCUGAUGUCGAAGAGCCACGCCAGUCUCCAUAAACUGUACGAGUGCAGCCAUCCUAGCGUGGAUGCGCUCGUCGAAAGGGCCAUGCUUUGCGGUGCAUUUGGCGCUCGACUCACGGGAGCGGGUUGGGGCGGUUGCAUCGUGGCUAUCAUCGAUAAAAACCGAGUUCAGCAAUUCGUCGAGGCUCUCCGAGCGUACCUUUGUCAAAACAACACGAAGGACCGAGCGGAAGAUCUAGUGUUUCCGACGUCACCGAACCAGGGCGCUAUUAUUUACACAAUGUAAACAUCGUUCUGAAUCGUAACACCCGCGUUAUAAUAAAUAAAUAUAGUGGCUUCCCCUGGUCCGCGUCGUCACGCCGUCCUUUUAUUGACAUUUCAUUAUUUUCUCCUGCUCACUUUGCUUCACUUCCCUCCUAUUACCUGGCUUUCUUUCGCUUACCCCGUCGCAAAUUUUAAUUGAAAAGAUGCCUGAUCUGUGCGCGUUUACGGCGUGCCUUUGCCUUUUACCAUUCGUACCCACCGCAGGGACUGUAUGUUUUAUUAUUAAACGUCAGUCUUUGCCAUUUAAUUGCUGCUAUACGAAUCCUGUUCGUUACAAUUGCAUUAAAUGAAAUCUAUUGACUACAGUGCCUUGAAAUCGCGCACUACGAUAUUCUCAAAACAAAGACACGAACACAAUUAUGUCUCGACCUACCUAGUGUCAGGACUCGUAUAUCUCUUUCCUACGAAUCCUAUAUACAAUUAUAUCUGCAACGAGUUGUACGUGUUCUGUGCUAUUCUAAAAUGUAUGCUACGAAUAUACAUUGCGAAGUAACAACGUAUAGUUAACCACAUGAUAUAUAUAAUAAUUAACAUAAUUAAUAUGUAGCAUAUUUUUACAUAAAGCAAUUAUAAAUUAAUAAAUUCACAGUGAAAUAUAUCACUUUUAGCAUGUAACAUGUAAUUUCAAUUUGAUAAAGAGCAAUAACAUUGCAAGAUAAAAUAUA
This is a messenger RNA of Vollenhovia emeryi, 2773 nucleotides long. RefSeq names its product N-acetylgalactosamine kinase (gene Galk). Gene Ontology annotation, biological process: galactose metabolic process; carbohydrate phosphorylation. The coding region runs from base 646 to 2070 and encodes 474 amino acids. The record is from RefSeq and is a predicted model, not a curated record. The transcript is spliced from 11 exons. Lineage: Eukaryota; Metazoa; Arthropoda; Insecta; Hymenoptera; Formicidae. Gene Ontology annotation, cellular component: cytosol; cytoplasm. Gene Ontology annotation, molecular function: ATP binding; galactokinase activity.